AGCAAACCGUUGGCACGUCGGGUGAUGGAGAAAACCCUGCAGGAGGAAGGCAGAGAUGGAUGGAAUGGGUAAGAAGAGGAGGGCCGAAGGGCCGCCGCCCUUUGCGGCGGCAGCAGCGGCAGGAGCGUCGGCAUCCGAUGUGCUGACGGGCUCGGCCAGUGUGGACGUCAUCAUCUCCCGCUGCAGCAACAGCCUGGAGGGCUUGCAGGAGCACACAGCGAGCGCCAUCCGUGACAGAAAGGAGGAGGUCAAGGCCGUGACCGAGGAGAUACGGACCAUGGUCACUGACAAAGGCGGUGUUGGGGGCGUCGCUGAGAAAGAUGGGGUCAUCAUGGUCAAUGCUGGUGAGACGCAACAGGCCGAGGGUAUCUGUGUCUGUCCGUCAAUCUCUCUCGUUUUGUCCGUGUCGUUGUACUUAGGCGGUCAGGUGUUCCCUGUCAAGCGCACAGCGCUGCUGCGGCCGUAUAUGAAGCGGCGGUACAUCUCAGUGCUGUUGAUGUACCAUGAGGGUGGCCUGCCGAAGGACGCCGACGGCCACAUCUACCUCGAGACGUCAUCGGCCUUUUCUUUUUUCCUGGACAAGAUGACCCUCAUCGACACCGGCCGCACCAUGGCCAUCGAGCUGCCGGCGUCCAAGGCGGCCGACCCGCUGUACGCCGACUACCACUCCCUCUUCAUGCGCAAGAUCAACUGCUACUCGGCCCCCCCGCAAGCGCUCCCUGCAGCAGCAGCACCGAUGGAGGUCGACGGCCAGGGGGAAGGGGGUGGGGAGGGGACUGUAGCUGACGGUGUGGAGAGAGCCAUGAAAGAUACCAUGGCGGCAUUCGAGCAGCGCCUGCGCGCCGACGCCGAGGCGUACAAGGCGCUGGUGCGGCAGAGGGAUGAGAUCGCGACGUUCCUGACGGCCAUGGCGCCUUUCCUGUGCAGUGGCGAUGGCGAGGCGGACAGCAUUCUCAGCCUGACGGUCAUGGGCCGCCCGGUGUUGAUCAUGCGGAAGACGCUCGAGCGCCUAGGCCACAAUCACGCUCUGCUGACACGGUUCUUGACGUAAGUCAGACACACAGGGGCGAGAAGGGGGACGGGACGGCGGAACCCUGGAAACGCUUCGAAUGGAUCUUUUCUCUCUGUUUGUUUGCCUGUUCAGGAUGCCCCAGCAUUUGGGUGGUCACGAUGUCGACCAGACCCCAUCAGAGCACUUCGUCACGACAGUCGACUUCGCCCGCCGAAUCGCGACCCUGCCGCACAAUCAGCUCAUCCGCCCCCCGCUUGUCGAGGAGGGCGACGAACGGCUCGUCAAGGAGGACAUCGUAAGUGACAUAGAGAGAUGGAGGGAGGCACACACACAUGAAGGAGCAGCUGUGUUGGUCAUGUGUGUGUGUGUGUCAGGAGACGUAUGGCUUGAAGUACGAGCCCCUCUGCAAUGGCGUGACGGGUGGCGACUUCGUCAUCGAGACGGCCGAGGAGUGGGGCAAAGUCAUCAAGAUGACCGGCAAACACUCACCCACCGUCACACUCAUCUACAAGUGAGCCAGCAACAGCCAGAGAGGGAAAGAGACACACAGACAUGGCUGUCGUGUGUGUGUGCCGUUAUCAGGUCGAGUCGCGACAGGUUUGGGUAUUCCUCAUUCCUUAACAAGGUGGUGGGCAAGAGCGGCCUCCUCUUCGCCCUUCAAGAUGGCCCCACUCACCGAUUCGGUGCCUUCAUCGACGGCCCACUCACACCGCCAGACGACCCCACGCAGGCCAACAUCUACAAGGUGCCCGUCUUCCUCUAUUCGCUGUCGGGUGCGUACGAGACGCCGACCAAGAUCGAGCUGCAGGAGAAGGACCAGCAGGUGGAGGUGGCCGGCACACAGCUGGCGGUGGAGGACGACGAUGACGAGUCGACUGCCGAUGUGUGCAUUGCUGGCGGCUACCUCUGGCUUGGCUACGGUGAUCCUGGACCGGCGGACGACCUCAGCAGCUGCUAUCAGUGGAUCGAGAGGGACAAGCUGCCGGAGGGCCACAUUGACGACAGCGAUAUUGACGACGAGGAGGAGGAUGGCACGAUGGAUGACGGUCGCCGCACGCUGGCCAGCACGAUCGAAUUCGAGUGCACUGAGAUGGAGGUGUGGCACAUCACAGAGGUCAGCGAGAGGCAGCGAGGGCAACAAGCAGAGAGAGAUCGGAAAACUGCAUUUGAUUCCUGUACCCAUGUGAUGUGUAUGUCGCUGUGUGUGUGUGCGCAGGAGGUCAACGCCUGAUGCACUGGGACAGGCGUGAAAGGGGC
This is a messenger RNA of Vitrella brassicaformis, 2269 nucleotides long. NCBI's taxonomy places the organism in Eukaryota, Vitrellaceae. The record is from the annotation of a GenBank genome assembly.